AUGCGCCGAGCUGAUAAAGGCGCCAUUUUGGAGAGGCCGCGGGAGACGUGGUACCGCUGCGGGUUUGUUCUGCUGUGCGCUAGGCUUGGUGGGAAGGCCUGUGCUCGAGUCCGCGCUUUUCGUCGCCGCCAUGUCGGGAGGUGGUGUGAUUCGUGGCCCGGCGGGGAACAACGAUUGCCGUAUCUACGUGGGUAACUUACCUCCAGACAUCCGAACCAAGGACAUUGAGGACGUGUUCUACAAGUACGGCGCUAUCCGCGACAUCGACCUCAAGAAUCGCCGCGGGGGACCGCCCUUCGCCUUCGUUGAGUUCGAGGACCCGCGAGACGCGGAAGACGCGGUGUACGGUCGCGACGGCUAUGAUUACGAUGGAUACCGUCUGCGGGUGGAGUUUCCUCGAAGCGGCCGUGGUACAGGCCGAGGCGGCGGUGGGGGUGGAGGUGGCGGAGCUCCCAGAGGUCGGUAUGGCCCCCCAUCAAGGCGGUCUGAAAACAGAGUGGUUGUCUCUGGACUGCCUCCAAGUGGAAGCUGGCAGGAUUUAAAGGAUCACAUGCGUGAAGCAGGUGAUGUAUGUUAUGCUGAUGUUUACCGAGAUGGCACUGGUGUCGUGGAGUUUGUACGGAAAGAAGAUAUGACCUAUGCAGUUCGAAAACUGGAUAACACUAAGUUUAGAUCUCAUGAGGGAGAAACUGCCUACAUCCGGGUUAAAGUUGAUGGGCCCAGAAGUCCAAGUUAUGGAAGAUCUCGAUCUCGAAGCCGUAGUCGUAGCAGAAGCCGUAGCAGAAGCAACAGCAGGAGUCGCAGUUACUCCCCAAGGAGAAGCAGAGGAUCACCACGUUAUUCUCCCCGUCAUAGCAGAUCUCGCUCUCACAUAUCUGAAGAGAUGGAUUAAGAAUGCUUUGGAUUAAGGAUUGUGGAGCACAUUUCAAUCAUUUUAGGAUUGUCAAAAGGAGGAUUGAGGAGGAUCAGAUCAAUAAUGGAGGCAAUGGUUUGGAUUGGAGAGGGCUCACUGGAUCCCAAUCCUUGGAGCUGGAUCAUUGGAUUCAAAUCAUAAUGUGGAUAGGAUAGGGAGGAUGAAUUACAAGGAUUCAUGGAGCGGGAUCAGAUUACCAGGAACAUAGGAGUGGAUUCCUGCCCCAACCAAACCGCAUUCGUGUGGAUUUUUUUUAUUCAACUUAAUUGGCUAUUCCAAAGAUUUUUUUUUUUUUCCUAUUUUUGACGAUUGGAGCCCUUAAGAUGCACGAUGGAAUUGUGUUUUGCAUUUUUUGGUAAAAGGAGCAAAGCGAGGACCUGGAGAUAUACGCGGAGCAAUCUCCUUGGAAGGAUUCAGCACGAGUAGAUGGUAAACAUUUAAAGGGGAAAGGGGGGUUUGUUUAAAAUAGUAAAUCAGUAAGUUACUUCUAAAUUUAAAGAAAACAAAAUUGGAGUUGAAGAAUAAGUAGGUUUCCAAUUGGCUAUUGCCGUUUUUCUUUGAAAAAAUAAACAUUUUUUAAAAAACUAUGCAUGGUUGUCCUUUUUCCUCUUCAUGUAAGAUUUUUAACUGGGUGACUAGUCUAUCACUUAAUACUUUAAAUUGGUAAGAUUCUGACUGUUGUGUUUAUGUGUUAGUAAAUUAAAGGUUCUUGAAAGGCAAUCUAAUAAAUGGUAUUAACCAUCUCUUAUUGUUAAUUGUAAAAGUCUUCAGGGAAUGAGGUGAGAAUAAGGCAGUUGAGUAUGUAAAUGUUAAACGAGGGGAUGAUCUAGUGUCUGAAAGAUAAGCUUAUAAUUUGCUAGAAAGUGACUAAAAAUUUAUAGAUACCGCUUAAUUUUGGUCAUUUAGACAACAUAGACUUUUGUGCAAAAUUGGUUCAUGGCUAGUAAAUUAAUGUUAACUUGGAGAUAGCUUUUGAAGUUCUCAAUGAAACUAAUUUUAAAAAAUUGGUAUUAAAUGUUAACUUUGGCACAGAUGUAUUAGAACUCUUGUAGAAAUGUGAACAGUGCACUAGAGGAUUAACUGCUUAUUUGGGUGAAUCAUUUGUAAUAAAAAGCUGGGCACUUAGAAUUUAGCCAUGUAAAACCCUUCUCAACCAUAGUUAUUCUGUACUCAAGACAUUCUGUACCAAAGCAAGGAUUAUAUCUUUUAAUCUGUUAGUCUUUAUAUUUUUUUUACUGACAUCUCCUUGAUGCCAAGUUUCCAAACUUGCUUGGGUUGGGGGAGAGGAGUUUAACUUAAAAUUCCUAAUCUUUGUCUUCUGAUUUCCUCAUAGUUUAGUCAUAACCAUCAGACCACUCUUUUCCGCACUCAAAAGAAAUAACUAGAUCUUAACAUUUCCCUUGGGUGCUAAUCAUAGUUGAAAGCUGAAUUUAAGACGAUUAUUUAGGUGAGAUAAUUUUAAACCUAGAGAAAGCCAGAAAUAAUCUUGGUAGUGGGAGAAAUGGGUUCCAAGAGAGGUUUGCAUAAAGUCAUCCAAUCGGUAUAUUUUAAUGAACCUUGUGGAAUGUCAGGAGGAAGAGAAGGGAUGUUAAGUUCAAAACUAGGAUUUCACUUUAAAUAUUUAAAGCAUUUAAUAUAGAUACAUUAAGGAAAUGGUUCUAGUUUUUAUGUAAGAAAUCAACAUGGUUAAGAAGCAAAUAUACUAUUUAAAACAAUUGUGAAGAAUAUUUUACAUGACAUGCUUAAAGUUUUUAAUUGUUUCAUGUGUAGAAUAUUUCUUAAAUUGGGUUAUUAGAGGGAAGAUAUCAAAUGACUAAAAAGAUAAUUUUGAAAGGUUAAUGUGAGGUAGACUUAAGCAAACUUGGGUUUGUAUUCAUUGAAUGUUCUGGAAACAAAGGACCAGAAUGUAAAUGGCCUUCAGUCAAGAUUUAGUGUAUUUAAGCUCUGAAAAUUUUUGGUAGUUUGAAGUGGAAAGUAUUCCUUACCUGCUAUAUAGGCUGAGUUUGAAGAUUAGAGAGGACUUCAUGCAUAUUUAUGAAAGGUAGAGAGGCAUAGGUUUUGUAGGUAAAGGUGACCAGAUAACUACACUUUUGGGGCUACAAAAGCUGUGUAGAAUUUUCCCCCUUUUUUCCCUAUUUAUGUCCCCUUAAAAUUUUGUAGAGAGCCUAUAAUUAAUUUUCUAACCAAGGAAAAACUUAAGUCUCUUUAAGAAGCAAUUACUUACCAUAACAUCAGAUUGAGUAACCUACCUUGCUGUUCAGCCCACAUCCUACUGGAAACAAAAGGUAAGAAACCCAUUUUCUGAUUGCUAAUUGUUUGGGAUCUGAAUUUUAUUUUAAAAACAGUUUAACAUUUAAAAAGAUGCUGGUUGGAAUAUGAAUAGAUUUCCCUCAUUUAAAGUGGUUUAUUCCUUUUAAUAAAUUAAGUGCUCAUAUAUCCACACAUUGUAGUGCUUGAGUUCAAUAUGGUUUAUUCUAGAAUCUCAGCUUUUCUUAGUUGUGUGUGUGAAACAUGUCUUGGUCAUUGGGGCUGGUGUUAUUUUUGAAUUUCUGUGGUCAAGGUGAAUUUCUUAUGUGUGCCUUUUUGCUUUUGUAUAUGAAGUUUGUUAUGAAAUUACAAAUGAAUUAAGUUGUGUGUAUGUAUUUACCAUAAAUAGUAUUAAAAGGAGAGAAACUA
Molecule: messenger RNA, 3589 nt
Organism: Galeopterus variegatus (Sunda flying lemur)
Lineage: Eukaryota; Metazoa; Chordata; Mammalia; Dermoptera; Cynocephalidae
Gene: SRSF1
Product: serine/arginine-rich splicing factor 1
Exons: 6
Coding region: 131-892 (253 amino acids)
Cellular component (GO): nucleus; ribonucleoprotein complex; cytoplasm
Molecular function (GO): mRNA binding
Source: RefSeq, a predicted model, not a curated record